AUGGGCAAGAGUGUCCACCAGUGCCUGGAGCAACUGGACAUCCGCAAAAGUGUAGUGGGCCUGGCCAUAGGCGCCGGGGCCAUCUACCUGCUCUACAAGGCCAUCAGGGCUGGCUUAAAAUGCCAGCCCCCCCUCUGUACCGCCUCGCCCAUCUGCAUCGCCCGUGAGUGUCUGGGUCCUGGGGAGAGGGCAGCACCUGCUCCCAAGGCCUCCCGUGUGGGAGGGACCAGAGGCCUGGCAAUCGAGCGAGAACGGCACGGGCGGGACUCGGGUGAGCUCCGGAGGCUUCUCAACUCUUUGGAGUGCAAGCAGGAUGAGUACACCAAGAGCAUGAUCCUGCACAAUAUUACCCGCUGUGUGUACUUGCUGGAGGCCGAGGCCUCUGCUUGCACUACUGAUGACAUCAUGUUGGUGGGCUCUAUGCUGGAUGACAAGGACAACAGUGUCAAAAUCCAAGCUCUGAACGCACUUAAAGCUUUCUCUGGCAUCAGAAAAUUCAGGCUCAAAAUACAGGAACACUUCAUCAAGGUCCUGGAGCUGACAUCCACCAUCUGGGACUCGGAGCUGCACAUUGCAGGCCUCAGACUCCUCAACAACCUGCCACUGCCCGACUUUGUGUACCCACAGCUGCGCCGGGUGAUGCCUGCCUUGAUGGAGAUUCUUCAGUCAGACUGUAUCCUGGCACAGGUGCAAGCCGUCCGACUGCUGAGCUACGUGGCACAGAAAAAUGACCUUCUCUAUGAUAUUCUCAACUGCCAGGUGCACGCCAACUUCUUGAACCUGUUCCAGUCCACACAGCCAGGGAGCCUGCUGUUCGAGGUCCUGGUGUUUGCAGAGCGGCUGAGCGAGGGCCGGAACACCCCGCACUACCGGGCCGUGAAAUGGCACUACAACGAACAGUCUCUGCAUGAAGCUCUCUUUGGGGACCAGUCACGCCUGGCAGACCGGCUGCUUGCCCUGGUCAUCCACCCGGAGGAGGAGGUUCAGAUCCAGGCCUGCAAGGUCAUAGUCAGCCUGCAGUGCCCCCAGGACGUGAGAGUGCAGCCCUCUUUCUGCCAGACCAGUCGUUCCUACUUUAAUAACGGGGAGUAAAGUUAAGGGGAGCCAAUAAAUGAUUAUGAGAGAGAA
This is a messenger RNA of Molossus molossus (Pallas's mastiff bat), 1128 nucleotides long. It is a transcript of the gene ARMC12, whose product is annotated as armadillo repeat containing 12. NCBI's taxonomy places the organism in Eukaryota, Metazoa, Chordata, Mammalia, Chiroptera, Molossidae. The record is from RefSeq and is a predicted model, not a curated record. Gene Ontology annotation, cellular component: nucleus.